Molecule: messenger RNA, 1703 nt
Organism: Hordeum vulgare subsp. vulgare (domesticated barley)
Lineage: Eukaryota; Viridiplantae; Streptophyta; Magnoliopsida; Poales; Poaceae
Exons: 3
Coding region: 36-1412 (458 amino acids)
Biological process (GO): regulation of defense response to fungus
Molecular function (GO): metal ion binding
Source: RefSeq, a predicted model, not a curated record
CAAGUGGAGCGUAGUCAGUAUCAGUGGCAUUAUGGAUGCCGUUGUGCGUAGUACUGUAUUCGCGUAGAACGGCGCUCACCAUUUCCCUUUGUUUUUCUCAGAGACGGAACGGAGGUCAUUUCUUGAUUCUAGAAGUGAUUUUAAUUUGGGUCGGCAGGUGGUGCGUGCCCGACGCAGGCGGGAGAGGCACAGCCCACCGACUAGCGAUAUGCACAUGCCGCACAGCUAAUACGGGUCGGGUCAAAAAGGGCCCACGCGGACCGGAGGGCCCGCCCGUCGGUGUGCCGCCAGGGUUGGUGCCGGUCCUGCCGGAUGUCCGUGCGCCCGUGGCCUGUGCGCCAGACACCCGGCUUAAAACGCCGCACCCACCACCGGUCUUCUCACUUCUGUAUCCAUACUUCUUCCUCAUUCAUCCUCCCCGUCUCUCUCCUCCAGAGCACACAGCACACAGCACAGGCUCCUCUGAAGGUGACGGCCACGCCUCAGGCGACGCCAUUGACAUGGCGGACAAGAUCUCCACGGUUGUCCUCAAAGUUGACCUUGAAUGCGCCCGAUGCUACAGGAAGAUGAGGAAGGUCCUCUGCAAGAUCCAAGACAAGAUGAACAUCAAGACCAUCUCUUUCGACGAGAAGAGCAAUGCCGUGACGGUGUCCGGGCCGUUCGACGCCGACAAGCUGUGCAGGAAGCUCUGCUGCGAGGCCGGCCGGGUGAUCAAGGAGAUGCACGUCAACGGCAAGGAACAGAAGGCGGAGUCCAAAGGCAAGGACGACGGCGGCGGCGAGAAGCAGAAGGCGCCCAAGGACGGCGGCAAGGCGGAGAAGCCCAAGGACGGCGGCGGAAAGCCGGAGAAGAAGGACGCCCCGAAGGCAGACAAGGAGAAGCCCAAGGACGGCGCGGCCGCCAAGCCGGAGAAGAAGGUCAAGUUCGACGACGCGCCGCCGGCCUCGGACGCGAAGCCCGGCAAGGCCAUGCCGCAGCUGCCGCCCGGCAUGAGCAUGGCCGACCUUGGCCCGCUCCUCGAGAAGAUGAAGCAGGCCAAGUUACAGGGCGGAGGCGGACCCCAGCCGCCGCGCGGCGAGCCACUGGCCCAGCCGAUGAUCGCGCCACCCGUGGCGGCCCAGGGUGUGGCCGUGCCGUCCAUCUGGCCGGCGCCGGCCGGGCCCAUGUCCUACAGCUACGACCCGACGCCCUACGGCCAGCCGUCGUACUACGGCGGCGGGUGCGGCGGCGGGUGCGGCGGGGGGUGUCAGUGCUGCAGGCCGGCCGUGCCGGCCGGCGGGUACUACGGCGUGCCGGUGCACGACCACCAGGGGUGGUACCACGGCAACCGGCAGCCGUACUACCAGCAGCAGCAGCAGCAGCAGCAGCCGUACUGCGGCGAGGACCCCAACGCCGGGUGCAGCGUCAUGUGAUCGACAGACGCCAUGGACAGAGACAGAGCAAUCAGGCAUCAGUCAUCAGUCAUCAGUGUGUGUGUGGUCACUCACAGUCUCACGUACUCACUCAUGGCCUGUGGUUAAAAUUUUCCUUUUCUUUUCUUCGUUCAUGUCGUGGCCUUCUUGUUUUCUUUGUGUUUAAUUAGGCGUUGAGUUGUGCAUGUGAACAGAGGAGUUGAGCUGUUAUGUUCUUGGUGCCUAGCUUGUUUCUUUAGUUCGUUCUUUUCAUAUAAAUGAAUAUAAUACCGUGCCAGUAAUUAAGUUGUA